This is a messenger RNA of Nasonia vitripennis (jewel wasp), 2465 nucleotides long. It is a transcript of the gene Rcc1, whose product is annotated as regulator of chromosome condensation. The record is from RefSeq and is a predicted model, not a curated record. Gene Ontology annotation, cellular component: cytoplasm. The transcript is spliced from 6 exons. Gene Ontology annotation, molecular function: guanyl-nucleotide exchange factor activity. Bases 276 to 1616 code for a protein of 446 amino acids. NCBI's taxonomy places the organism in Eukaryota, Metazoa, Arthropoda, Insecta, Hymenoptera, Pteromalidae.
AUAACUAAUAGCUCGUACGGUUUCGAUAUUUGCUAUAUAUCGAAAUGCAAAUCAAGCCGAAAUCCAAAGUCGAUUUGAUGCACAUUCUCCACUUCCGGUGAACACCACGCACACACAUAUAUAUAUAGUAGCGUCGUAUCUAUAUAUAUGCGACUCCGUCUUGGCGCGGCAUUUCUCAUGCGUUUUUGGGAUCCAGAACCGUUACGACUUUUUGGCGGUAAACAGCUCGGAAAGUGAUUUCUGACUCUAGUACAAUUUUUUGGUGACUUAAAGAAAUGCCGCCAAAGAAAACGACGAAACGGCCAGCUCCAGCUGCGCAAGAGCCCCAACAGGACACGAAACCUGUGAAGCGUUCUAGAAGUAUCAAGGUUAAGAGUAAACUGGAAAAAGCCGUGGAAAACGAUGAUUCUAAAACCAGGCUCAUACUGCGUGAAAUCACUACAGGCGGCAUUGUUCUUGCAUGUGGCCAAGGCGAUGUUGGACAACUUGGUUUAGGAGAAGAUGUGCUUGAAAAAACUCGUUUUGCUGUGAUUCCUGAUCAUACAAAUAUUGUUGCUAUAGCAGCUGGUGGUAUGCACAAUGUCUGUUUGACCAAAGAAGGAAAAGUCAUGACUUUUGGAUGUAAUGAUGAAGGGGCUCUUGGUAGAGAUACAAGUAAGGAAGGUUCAGAAACUGUCCCAGGUUUUGUUGAACUGCCCGCUCCUGUCAUCCAAGUCACAGCUGGAGAUUCACAUAGUGCUGCCCUUCUGGACGAUGGUCGUGUAUUUAUUUGGGGAUCCUUUAGGGAUUCACAUGGGACUAUGGGAUUAUUGACAAAAGACAAUGAACGUUUUCCCGUUGAAAUCCAACUACAGAAGAAAUUUAUAAAAAUAGCAUCAGGAGCUGAUCACUUAGUAUUAUUAGAUAGUGCUAAACACAUUUACACUUGUGGCUGUGGUGAACAAGGCCAACUUGGUCGUUUACCAGAAAGAAAGACUGAUAGACAUAGUCGUCAAGGAGUCAAUCAGCUACUUUCACCAGGCCAGGUUUAUUUCAAGCUAGGUAAACAUGUUGAAGUUGAAAAUAUUUGGGCUGGUACUUAUGCCACAUUUGUAAAGGCCUCCCACAGUGGUGACAUAUAUGUCUUUGGUUUAAAUAACUACAGUCAAAUAGGUCUUAAAGGAGUUGACAAACAAUUCCAUCCAAAAGUUUCUAAGACCUUGAGCAAUAAAAAUUGGACUCAAAUUAGUUCGGGACAGCAUCACACUAUUGCUUUAGAUGAUGAAGGCAAAGUUUUUGUUAUAGGUCGUAAAGAAUACGGCCGUUUGGGUCUUGGUCCUGUGGAAUCUGACGCUACAGAACUCACUUCUGUACCUACUCUUGAACAAAUGAAGUGUGUUGAUGUUGCUGCUGGUAGUGCUCAAUCUUUUGCUGUGACUGAAUCUGGAAAACUUUAUGCUUGGGGCAUGGGUACCAGUGGUCAACUUGGUACCGGUGAGGAAGAAGAUGUUGAGGUUCCCGCAAUAAUAGAAUCCAAACAGUUAAAAGAUGUGAAAGUUCUUCGAGUAUCAGGAGGGGGUCAGCAUACUAUUGUUCUAGCAUUGCCAUCUUCUGCAGUGAAUGAAUCCGUGAAAUAACUGUGGUUUUGAUUUGAAAUUUGUAUGUAUGUUUGUUUGUUAGUACCUAAGAGUGAGUGUUGGUGAUUCAAAUUUUGACAAAGACUAUGCAUUCAGAAAAAGGAAAAUAUUAAAAAAAGGCUAGUAGUGAAAUGAAUGACAAAUGCAACUCAAGUGCCACAUCUAGAAUGGAAAUUUUCCAAUCAUGUAUUUAUGAAUAUUCCUAAAUUAAAAAUUUCCAUUCAUAAAUAAUGACACAUUAUGUUUAUAAAGUAGGAAAACUUUGUAAUAUGCUUAAAAUCUUAUUAAAUUUAAUUUGAAAUUUUUUUACAAUUGUGAAUAUUAAUUAAUUGUUAAUUAAUGCCAAUAUUAUCAGUUCUCUUACUUGCUAAUCUGUUGUGAAGUCAAGAAUUUGUUUAAGAAGUUUAAUUGUUAAAUAGCCAAACUCCUUAACAAAUAAUUGUUAAUUAGACAACUAAAGAACUGAUAAAAGGCAUUCGAUUAAUUCACGCAAAUAAUUUCUAGAAGUAAUGUAUUAAUGUAUAAAGAUUUUAAGCAAGUUAUGCGAGCAUAUAUGUAAUUUUUACAAUAAUCAAGUUUUUGUUAUACUAUGCAGCAAUGUGUGUACAAUUAAGUUUUUUUUCUAUUUGCUUAUCAGCACUAUUUUAUUUACCAUAAUAUCUUGUAAACAAUUAUUAAUAUAUGUAUCAAGAAUUAAAUGAAUUUUGUACGAACCUAAAGACAUAGUUACGGUUGUCUUGUUGAUUACUUAAGCGCUAUUUUCAAUAUUUGAAAGUCUUUGCGCUGAAUAUAAUAAAGAUGUACAAAAAAUCAAGAAUUUUUGAAAAUAAAAUUUUUUGUAUCUAUUAA